AUGGGCGUCCCGACGCCUAAACCAUGGUCGGCCGUCCCCAAGGACCUGAGAGAGAAAGUCCACGGCAUCCUCGUGCUGAAGAUGGGCUUUACCGCAGAAGAUCUCGCCUUGUUCCCACAACUGAAAGUCAUCGUCCGGAUGGGAGUCGGCUAUGACCGUCUAGACCGGGUCGCCCUGGCCAAACGAAACGUCACUGUCUGCAAUGUCCCUGACUACGGCACCGCCGAAAUCGCCGAUCACGCAAUCGCCCUGGCUCUCUCCCUCCGGCGCGGGAUCCUCUUCCACCACGAACUCCAGCGCGAACCACACAUCGAACCAUGGGCUGUAAUCGACACGCCGCUCGUAGCACGUCUGCGAGACGCAACAUUCGGCAUCCUCGGUCUCGGACGUAUAGGCACGGCGGCUGCACUCCGUGCCAAGGUGUUUGGUUGGAAGGUUAUAUUCUACGACCCCUAUGUUGCGAACGGGUUUGAUAAGGCCAUUGGCGUUGAGAGGGUACGGGAUAUCGAGGAGCUGUUUCGGCGGAGUAGCUGUUUGAGUAUCCAUUGCUCGUGUACGCGGGAAACGCGCGAUAUGGUGGGCUGGGAUUUGGUUGGGUUGAUGCCGCAGGGAUCGGUGUUGGUGAAUACAGGCCGUGGGGAGGUGUUGAGUCUUGAUGCUGUUGAGAGGGGGCUAAAGGAGGGGUUGUUGGCUGGGGCUGGCUUGGAUGUUUUACCUGAAGAGCCGAUACCUGAGGAUAGAGUGCAUUCGCUUGUGCGUGCGUAUAGAAGGAAGGAGGACUGGUUGCUGGGUAGGCUGGUCUUGACCUGCCAUACUGCGUUUUAUUGCCCCGAGAGCUUUGAUGAGAUUCGGACGAAGAGUGUCGAGACCAUGAGGGAUGUGCUGAUUGAUGGGGGAAGCAGCAAUGUGAUAUUACCCAGUAUGAGUUAG
Messenger RNA from Aspergillus versicolor CBS 583.65, 930 nucleotides. Its product is annotated as C-terminal binding protein. NCBI's taxonomy places the organism in Eukaryota, Fungi, Ascomycota, Eurotiomycetes, Eurotiales, Aspergillaceae. The record is from RefSeq and is a predicted model, not a curated record. The transcript is spliced from 3 exons. The coding region runs from base 1 to 930 and encodes 309 amino acids. Gene Ontology annotation, molecular function: oxidoreductase activity, acting on the CH-OH group of donors, NAD or NADP as acceptor; NAD binding; transcription corepressor activity.